ACCACCAUGUACUCGCGACUCGACGUACAGACUUCCGCGGCAAAGUCGUUUACAGACUACUCUCGUUGGAGAUUACGCGUCAGCGACAGUGGUCGGCAUACCUGGCACUAUCUCCAAACCGAAGAGGAGGCUGAAAAUUGGCCUCAAAACCUUGUCGAUAAAUUUUGGCUUGGACUUGACCUAGCCUGCCCCACAUUACCGCGCGCCAAAAAUCCUCUUGAAGCUGCCCAAAAUGGCUUCGCGUUCUACAAAAAUCUGCAAUCUCAUGACGGCCACUUUCCUGGAGAGUAUGGGGGUCCUAUGUUUCUGUUGCCUGGCCUCGUCAUUGGUAGCUACAUCUCUGGCAUGGAGUUUACAAUUCAAGAGCGGCUUGAAAUGAUACGAUACCUAAUGAAUCGAGCCCACGCUGUAGAUGGUGGAUGGGGAAUACAUGUCGAGGGCCCUUCUACGGUGUUCGGAACUGGCCUGAACUAUACGGCUUUGCGUAUUCUAGGCGUCGAAGCUGAUCAUCCACUUACUACCCCUGUCUUGUUCCUUACGUGCCAUAGGUGGAGCCACUGCGAUACCAUCAUGGGGGAAAUUCUGGCUCUCGCUGCUCAAUGUUUACGAUUGGGAAGCAUUUUUAUCGCAGGGAAUAAUCCCGUACCACCAGAGCUCUGGCUACUCCCUGAUUGGAUACCAUUCCAUCCUCAUCGAUGGUGGAUUCAUACAAGGACCGUUUACAUCCCAAUGAGCUACCUCUAUGGUGUCCGUUUUACAAUGCCAGAAAAUGAACUCAUCCUCGCAUUGCGUGAGGAACUGUAUCCAGAGAAUUAUUACUCUAUUCACUGGCCAUCUCAGCGUAAUCAUGUCGCAGCCGUCGAUCUAUAUUCCCCUCAUUCGACUCUCCUCGACAUGCUGAACGGUAUUCUGGGGAUGUACGAAUCCUGCGCUCUGCCACCCUUACGCCAAGCAGCGAUAGCUAAAGCUUAUGAGCUCAUCGUCCGCGAAGACGAAAAUACUGGGUACCAGACACUCGGCCCUGUUUCCAAAAUGUUCAACCAAGUAGCCCGUGUUCACGCUGAGGGCGUAGAAAGCGAGGCUUUUCGCAAGCACAGGGAGAAACGUUACGACUUCAUGUGGAUGGGAGCGGAGGGUAUGAUGAUGUGUGGAACAAACGGCAGUCAAUUGUGGGACAUCGGGUUCAUAGCGCAAGCUUUGGUCGAAACAGGACUUGCAGAACUGCCCGAGAACCAAAACAGCCUGCUGAAAGUGUUGGAGUGGCUCGAAGACGCUCAGAUAUUAGACAAUCCCAAGCACUAUGAAAGCUCAUAUCGCCAUGGGACUAAGGGUGCUUGGGGAUUCAGUACCAAGGAGCAAGGAUACGUGGUCAGCGAUUGUACUGGGGAAGGCUUGAAAGCAGUGCUCUACCUUCAGAAGAAUCUGAACUUCACUCCUCAACUUGUCUCCGACCGCAGAAUAUAUGACGCGGUCGAUCUUUUACUCACGCUCCAAAACUCUGGCGGAGGAUUUGCUAGUUAUGAGCCAAUAAGGGGACCACGAUGGUUAGAGCUCUUGAAUCCAGCUGAGGUGUUCGGUGAUAUUAUGAUUGAGUACAACUACCCCGAGUGCACCACUUCGGUCAUAACUUCUCUGUCUAUCUUCCGCCAACACUAUCCCGACUACCGUGUUGCUGACAUCGAGUAUGUCACCCCACAAGACCCAAAACCUCCACUAACCUCUCCAUAUAAUAGGCGCACUAUCAGAAACGCCAUCAAAUAUCUGCAUGGAUGUCAGCAACCAGAGGGCGGAUGGGUCGGUUCGUGGGGCAUAUGUUUCACAUACGCUAUGCAAUUCGCGCUUGAAUCUCUCGCCCUUGUUGGCGAGACUUACGGCACAAGCGAAGCCAGCAGGAGAGCUUGUGACUUUUUAAUCAGAAAACAACGCGAGGAUGGGGGCUGGGGGGAGAGUUACAAGAGUUGCGAAAUCAGUCAAUGGGUUGAGCACGAAAAUACCCAAGUCGUGCAAACUUGUUGGGCAGCGAUGGCAUUGAUGUAUGCCAAAUACCCUUACCCACAACCUUUGGAGCGAGCAGUCGCACUUGUAAUGGCUCGUCAGCUACCUGAUGGAUCCUGGGCGCAGGAGGCAAUCGAAGGAAUAUUCAACAAGACGUGCGCGAUCGCAUAUCCCAACUUCAAAUUUUCCUUUCCUAUUUGGAUGCUAGGCAAGGCUCACAAGUAUCUCGAGGAGUUGAAAAGGACACACAGUAGAGGUCACCUGACCGCGUAA
Molecule: messenger RNA, 2268 nt
Organism: Mycena indigotica
Lineage: Eukaryota; Fungi; Basidiomycota; Agaricomycetes; Agaricales; Mycenaceae
Product: Terpene cyclase/mutase family member
Exons: 14
Coding region: 7-2268 (753 amino acids)
Biological process (GO): triterpenoid biosynthetic process; ergosterol biosynthetic process
Cellular component (GO): lipid droplet
Molecular function (GO): lanosterol synthase activity
Source: RefSeq, a predicted model, not a curated record